AUGCGGCCCGCUCCCACGGAUGCUAACAUGUAUAACAACGUGAAGAAGAAUGAUGCGGAUAACGGGCUGAGUUCAUCAAACCACUAUAACAGUGUUAAUUCCGUGAAAACUAGAGAAGGUACGCAUAAGGUUUUAAGACUUGGGGUCGGCACGUACAGCAACGACUUAAGUAAGCGGACUGGUGCGGUUACGGCGACAAAUGCGCUCAACUCGCAAGGAAAUUCCGUUAGGACCGAUCCCGCAGGGACAAGAGGUCAUCUCACAAACUCAGCAAGGCAACACAAAAAUGCGGAGAGUCCAGUAACGGGAACAUGCAGCACGGGGCAGUUGAAAACCAACUGCUCAGUGGGAACUGAGGGGAAGGCGGGUGGUACAACACAACCCCUAAAGUUGUUGCGACCGCCAAUGACAACUGUAGAGCCAAUGGAAAACCUCACGGGGUUAAUUUCGCCUUUAGAGGGUUCGGCAACUGCCAGUGACUCGAGCGGCAACUGCCGGCGGAAGACGGUACGAAACCUCCCACUGAUUGAUGUCACACCACAACCACCAGCGCCGCUUCCCAAAGGUCAGGACACCGGUGGAAGCAAAAGAAGUGGAUAUAUCACAUGUCAGCGUGUAAAACCUUCCAUAUCACUGAAAUCCCUCUCGCCAAACGUGUCACCGCCCUCCACCAGAGUGCUUCCAGAUGUUCACAGCCCGCAAUCGGUAGCGUUGCGCCUGCCACUACGCCAUCAGCACGCAAAACCAACCGCCGUUACCAAUUCCACGCAAUUGGAGCCCAUGUGGAAGGAGCGAGGAAAAAAUGAUGAGCAUCACAAUAAAGCCAAUGAGGAACUGAAAAACAUUGCGGACAAGAAGGUGGCGGAGACUCACAACGAAGGGAAGUUUACGAAUAUUAUAGGUUGGGUUUCGGUUAGUGAAAGAGUGGAAGCAGCAGCAAAUAAGACACAUGACACAGGCAAUGAGUCAAGUGGAGUGAUACAAACUGGUCAACGUGAGGAUCCCUCGCUAGUUCUUGCCGAAAGCUGUGCGCAUAUGUGGGAAAGUUUAAUGAGGGGUGCUGCAGCGGGCGGUUCUUCUCUCUCCAGUUUAGCCGAAAACGCCAAUUGUCAACACAAAGGGGAUAGCUCUGCAAAAGAUGUGGAAAAGAAGUCACUUGAAGCGAGUUCGACAGAAGUAAAGAAGGAUGAUAUCGUGCGGCGAGUGGUUGAUUUAACCACGUGGGCGGCCACACCACUUUUAUCGGUAAAUGACGACCUUCACACAUUGUUGAGACAUUCUGCAGCAACACAUCAUCAGUGGUGCGGAGAGCGGGAUGCCGCCACGAAAGAUAAUCCAAUUACGUUAGAGCGAGGAGGAGAAUUGAAGACGUUGAAUCACCGCGUCCACAACGUUAUCGCCCAAAUUCUUCACCCGAAGCGUCCACUACAGCCAAGUUACCCGAGCAGAAUGCCUUUAGUAAUGGAAAAAGUUCACGGCAAACGUCGUGCGGUUUCGCCGCUUCGUUUCUAUGGACCGAAGGGAAAAGUGAUUGGUCCACGAUGGUUUGAGUCCGCAUUGGAUGAUGCGAAGCGUGUGGCAAGUCCCAAUAUUGGGCUCCUUGAGGCUGGAGAAGCGGAAAAGGCAAUGAGUUGCAAACGCUCUUAG
Molecule: messenger RNA, 1647 nt
Organism: Trypanosoma brucei brucei TREU927
Lineage: Eukaryota; Euglenozoa; Kinetoplastea; Trypanosomatida; Trypanosomatidae
Exons: 1
Coding region: 1-1647 (548 amino acids)
Source: RefSeq, a predicted model, not a curated record